Messenger RNA from Tarenaya hassleriana, 525 nucleotides. RefSeq lists its product as uncharacterized. The record is from RefSeq and is a predicted model, not a curated record. The coding region runs from base 47 to 400 and encodes 117 amino acids. The transcript has 2 exons. NCBI's taxonomy places the organism in Eukaryota, Viridiplantae, Streptophyta, Magnoliopsida, Brassicales, Cleomaceae.
GCGGAGGAGGAGGAAGUUGUUUGCGUAUUUCCGGUGGCCGGAGGGGAUGUCGUUGAGGAUAAAAGCGGUGGUGGAUAGGUUCGUGGAGGAGCUGAAGCAAGCUCUCGACGUCGAUAUGCAGGAUCGGUUCAUGAAGGAGAGGGAGAUGCAGAGUUACAUCGAGGAGCGUGAGCGUGAAGUGGCGGAGAGAGAAGCCGCCUGGAAAGCCGAGCUCUCCCGCCGCGAGGCGGAGAUUGCGAGACAGGAGGCGAGGUUGAAGAUGGAGAGGGAGAAUCUUGAGAAAGAGAAGAGUGUUCUAAUGGGAACGGCAUCGAAUCAGGACAAUCAAGAUGGGGCUCUGGAAAUCACUGUGAGUGGUGAGAAGUAUCGGUGCCUUAGGUUCUCCAAGGCUAAGAAAUGAAGGUUUAGGGGGAUAGUCUCAUAUAGUUUUUGCAUCUUUCCUUUUCGAUAUUGGGAAUUUGUCUAGGAACGAUUUUUUUUUUUUUGUAAUUUAUCAUGGAAUCGAUGGAAAUCUGUUGAAACUCA